Linum trigynum is the source of this 318-nucleotide messenger RNA. The record is from the annotation of a GenBank genome assembly. NCBI's taxonomy places the organism in Eukaryota, Viridiplantae, Streptophyta, Magnoliopsida, Malpighiales, Linaceae.
AUGGAAAAAGGCUUCAGAUUACUGAUCGUUGAGAAGGACUCGAAAUUGGCCAUUGAGUUGAUCGACAAGAGCACGGAUGUUGUUCAUCACCUGGCCACGAUACUAGGAGCCAUUUGUAGACAGAUUGUGCAGGGAUGGAUGGUCAGAUUAGUUCACACAUACCGUGAAGGGAAUAGAGCUGCGGACUGGCUCUUAAAGCACAAUCUCAUCUAUCCCUUCGGGUAUGUUGAACUACCGGACCCCCUGUCCUGUUACAACAUAUCAUUCGAGAAGAUAUGUCGGGGUCAGCCUCCAGAGACACAUUGUGCAGGACACUGA